UUCCCUUUGGAAUGGUUGCUGUGUAAGGUAGCCUUGAUGGCUGAAGAGAUUGGGUUCACAAAAUAAUCAUGGCAGAAAGUAUAUAUUUUAAAUUACAUCUAAGUUGUAUGAGAAAUUCAAACAAAUGAUGGAUUUAGAAAUUAGCACUCGUAAUUGUAUACUAAGUUUGUAUGAUCAUGUCAAAUCCAUUGAAUUUGCUAAUUAGUAGGAGAAGUAUGAUAGAAGUGUUUGCAAAAUCUGUGCCAAUUAUAUGUUUUUAAGUUACAUUUUUUGCUGGAAGUAAUAGAUUCUAUAAUUUUACUAGAUGUUUAAAAAAGGGAUGUAUUAGUCACCAAAGCAUUUGUGCUUGCAGUGCUCCGCAAAUAUCGCUCUAUAUUAGGUACAAUAACGAAGAACUGCAGGGGAUGUUGGCUAAGUUAGAGUCCAAAAUCAGAACAACGGGGUCGUGA
Paramecium octaurelia is the source of this 449-nucleotide messenger RNA. The record is from the annotation of a GenBank genome assembly. NCBI's taxonomy places the organism in Eukaryota, Ciliophora, Oligohymenophorea, Peniculida, Parameciidae.